Chelonus insularis is the source of this 1367-nucleotide messenger RNA. It is a transcript of the gene Ctr1A, whose product is annotated as Copper transporter 1A. Gene Ontology annotation, cellular component: plasma membrane. The record is from RefSeq and is a predicted model, not a curated record. The coding region runs from base 285 to 935 and encodes 216 amino acids. NCBI's taxonomy places the organism in Eukaryota, Metazoa, Arthropoda, Insecta, Hymenoptera, Braconidae. Gene Ontology annotation, molecular function: copper ion transmembrane transporter activity. The transcript has 5 exons. Gene Ontology annotation, biological process: copper ion transmembrane transport.
CACAGUAGUUUGUUCAUAUUGACUCCGGCUGAGUUUCUUUUUACGAUUGCUCUGUACUGUUCUUCCCGAUGGUUUUUAUAUUACGCGGGCAACGAUCCCCAGUUCUUUUCUCAAGCAGAAAGUUGUUCUAGUUUUGUACAGUCACUCCCUUUCGUUGCUCCGAAACAUUUGUGAAAAAAUUUAACUUUUUCUUGAAUACUUCCAAUGAACACUAAGAAAAAUAGUAGAUAAUAAAGAAUAUAAAUAAAUUAGUGUUUGUGUUAUUACUUUGAUCAUUAACGGAUAUGGCUCACGAUCAUUCAGCGCACAUGGAAAUGAACAUGUCUGAUCAUAGCGCUCACGAUCAUUCAAUGCAUCAUGGUAUGGACCAUUCGAAUAUGCACCAGGAAGCCAUAGACCACUCCGGUAUGCAUCAUGCUGACGUAGAUCAUUCUACAAUGCAUCAUGGAAAUAUGGCCCACACAAUGAUUAUGUAUUUUCAUUCUGGUUGUUCUGAAACAAUUUUAUUCAAACAAUGGCAAAUUUCUUCAGUUGGUGGAUUAAUUGGCUCAAUGAUUGGAAUUAUUAUAAUGGCUGCCUUAUAUGAGGGGUUAAAAUACUAUAGAGAAUAUCUAUUUUGGAAAACAUAUAACGCUUUACAGUACAGAAGUGUUUCGAUGCCUCAAGAUAAAAAUGUCGUUGCUGAAGACAAUCGGGUGGUGCAUAUGGUCGGUGAAGUAAUCCACAAGCAACCACCGACAAUGUUAUCAUGGAUGCAUACUUUUCAAACAUUUUUACAUAUCGUCCAAAUUGUUUUGUCGUACUUCCUCAUGUUAAUCUUCAUGACAUACAACGUAUGGCUCUGCUUUGCCGUAGUGCUCGGUGCAGCAAUAGGAUACUUCUUGUUUGGAUGGAAGAAAUCCGUAAUAGUAGACGUUACGGAACACUGUCAUUAAUAAAUAUGCUAUAGGCUACAAUAUCGCACAUAGAUUGAAUUAUCAUUCGUUGGGUAAUGAUAAUAUUACGCCAAUAUGAAACAAACAGAAAGAUAAAAUUUUUAUUCUGUAAUAAAAACGUAUUUUUACGUUCCCAUUUUUGCCUGACUGUAAAGCGUGAAAAAUUCAUCUGAAAAUAUAUUUUUCAAGUGAAACAUAAUAUCUUAAAAUAAGAAAAAAUCUUUUUCAACAGUAUUUUACUAUAUGUUAUGCAUCGCAACGCAUGAUUCAUUUGAAUAAGCUAUAAAAGGUGUUUAUAAGAAUGAGGGUUUGAAUCUUCUACAAUUUGUAAUAAUUGUGAUGUUUUACUUGUAAAUAUUGUUGAAACGUUGCGAGUUAGUAUAAAUAUAUACAAUAGUUAAAUGUAGAAAUGAUGAAUUAUGAUGGAUUUUA